AUGAGUGCCAACAACGGAGAUCUCGAGAAGGACUUCUCUAACAGGAACGGACCCAAUGGUUACGGGUACGGCGGCACAGGUGGCCACCAGCACCUGGAUAACGGUAUCGACGAGGAUUUGGCUUUGAAGCACAUCCGCACCGCCGGUAGCAUCUCCAUCUCUCCCGAGCUCUUCGAGAAGCUUUACCUUUCGCCAAAGAAUGAGGUCAAGGGUGACCUUCGUAAGACAUUCGGUAACCCUACUCCCCUUGCUCUCAUUGGGUUCUUGUUGUCUCUUACACCCCUGAGUUGGACCCUGAUGGGAUGGCGCGGAGCUGGCGGCAGUGGCUCAGCAAGCAUCGGAUGGUACUACUUCGCUGGUGGUCUCUUGAUGGUUCUUGGUGGACUUGGUGAAUGGAUCCUCGGCAACACCUUUCCCUUCGUUGUCUUUACAUCGUUCGGUGCUUUCUGGCUCGGAUACGCUGCCACGCUUCAGCCUUCGUACGGGGCUUUCAGCAACUAUGCUGAUCCCAAUACUGCGGGCAGUACUGGGCUGGAGUCUGUUGGCUUCAACGUCGGAAUCGCAUAUUUCAUGAUCUGCAUGGGCAUACUCUGCCUUGUGUACCUCGUCUGCGCGCUACGAACCAACUUGGUCUUCUUCCUUAUCUUCUUCACCCUCGUCCCAUCCUUCGGCCUCCUCGCCGGUACUUUCCUCCAUGUCGCCCAGGGCAAUGCGGCGAUUGCGGCCAAAUGCCAAGAGGCCGCUGGCGCAUUCGCCUUCGUCACAUGCUUGCUUGGAUGGUACAUCUUCUUCGCCAUCAUGCUUGCCAGCGUCGACUUCCCCUUUUCCCUGCCGAUUGUCGAUCUCUCCGGCAUGAUCAAGGGCGCGAGCGAGAAGCAGAAGGUAGACCACGUCGAGUGA
This is a messenger RNA of Didymella exigua CBS 183.55, 900 nucleotides long. RefSeq names its product GPR1/FUN34/YaaH-class plasma membrane protein. Gene Ontology annotation, cellular component: plasma membrane. The coding region runs from base 1 to 900 and encodes 299 amino acids. Lineage: Eukaryota; Fungi; Ascomycota; Dothideomycetes; Pleosporales; Didymellaceae. The transcript has 5 exons. Gene Ontology annotation, molecular function: acetate transmembrane transporter activity. The record is from RefSeq and is a predicted model, not a curated record.